Spirodela intermedia is the source of this 1435-nucleotide messenger RNA. NCBI's taxonomy places the organism in Eukaryota, Viridiplantae, Streptophyta, Magnoliopsida, Alismatales, Araceae. The record is from the annotation of a GenBank genome assembly.
AUGGAGGCGGCUCCUCCCCCGGUGGCCGCUGCCGGUGGACGAAUCGGAUCCGCCUUGCCGGAAAGCGAGGCCGCGCCGACAUGGUCGUUGCCGCCGGUGGACGCUGGCGGUGGAGGAACUGGUAGGAGGAGGGCUGCUGCUGCUGUUCCUGGCCGUGGAGCUGGAUUUGCCCCGCCCUAAUGAGAGGCGGUGACGCCAUGGCCAUCGCCGCCGGUAGACGCUGCUGCUCCUGGCCGUAGAGUUGGACCGGUCCCGUCGGAAUGGGAGGCGGCGCCGCCAUGGUCGUCCCCGUCGGUGGGUGCUGCUGCUCUUGAACAUAGAGUUGGACCGGCCCCAGAGUAAUGGGAGGCGGCGCCGUCAUGGUCGUCCCCGCUGGUUGGUGUUGCUGCUCCUGGCCGUAGAGUUGGACGCGUCCUGCCGGGGAGGGAGGCGGCGGCGCCAUGGCUUUCGCCGGGAGUGGCUGCUGCUGCUCCUGCCCGUAGAGCUGGAUCCGUCCUGUCGGAGAGGGAGGUGGCGCCGCCACGACUGUCGCCGCCGGUGGCUACUGCUGUUGCAUGAGAUCGUCCAUCUUGGGACUGCAAUAGUGCUCAUAAAUCAGCGAUUUGUUUAUGGACAAAAGCGCACCUUCGUAAGUAAAUAAGGAAAGAACAAAAAACCGGAGAGUUCGUUGGUGAGGAAAUAAUUAAUUAACUAAGAAUAAGUUAUAUGGGUUGGCUUAAGAAGUGAGAAGAAGAAAUUGAAUCCAAAGAAAAGUCAACUCUACCACUAGUCAACUAUGGAUGGAGAGCAAUAUAUUCCUACUUAAGAUAUAUAACAAAUCAUCAUUUUCCUUCUACAGUUCAUCGUGACAUAUUCAUAACGAAGACAAAUAUACAUCCAAUCACCAUUAGUGAAUCAAUGCACCAAAUAUACAAGUUCCACAGACUGAAAGUUGACUUCCCAAAAAAGGUCAAAACCUUUUUUCAGUAAUAAAAAUACUCCUGCAGUUUUAUCCGUCGAUGAACAGAAAAGAAUCGGCCGAAGGAAGAAGCAGGGCACUCUUGCAUGUUUCCAUUAGAGGAAGACAGCUUUCCAAGAAACCCGAAGCCAAGAACACACGGGUACAUAACAGGUUUGGGGAGGUCAACUUUCUGAGGAAAGGUUAACAUCUAAUAUAGUAUUGUGGGGAGGGGGGAUCUUCCGAGUAAAUGAUCCGAAAAAAAAUCUCUCAAGGAAGAGGAAGGAAUUAUACCUCCAGCGGAGCCGCCGCAGUUGAGGAGCUUCGAGGAUUGGAGGGCCCCACCGCCGUCCACUACGGCGGCGGAGGAUAACUGCGGUCCCCCGCACUCGCCCAAGAAUCUUGGAGCCCUCACCGACAACUGGGCGGAGGGAAUGUCGGUUCUUGGAGAGCAGCUGGGGUUUUUGUUCCGCAACCGCUAAAGGACCCUAUUUGUAG